Molecule: messenger RNA, 1767 nt
Organism: Boeremia exigua
Lineage: Eukaryota; Fungi; Ascomycota; Dothideomycetes; Pleosporales; Didymellaceae
Product: fungal trichothecene efflux pump
Exons: 5
Coding region: 1-1767 (588 amino acids)
Biological process (GO): transmembrane transport
Molecular function (GO): transmembrane transporter activity
Source: RefSeq, a predicted model, not a curated record
AUGGCGGAACGCAGCAGCAGUUCUGAUAAUUCGACACACUCGCCAACGGCGAAAGCUACGAUAGAACACGUCGAGCAGGUCCACACCAACGAGCGUGUGCCAGGACACACGAACUACUAUGAGAAGAAUGGAGUUAGAACCGAAGGUGACGGCGAAGACCAUGACCAUGAACCGCCGAUGACGUUUAGGCGUAUCAUGAGUCUAAUCGCUAUGGCCUUUUUAUGGACAGGAAGCCAGAUACCGGUCUAUCUAUUCGGCGGUGUACCUCCGUAUAUCUACGCAGACAUCGGCGGCACUGACCGGUGGAUCUGGUUUGUGCUGGCUAAUCUCUUGUCUUUGGCUGCAGUCUGCCCAUUCGUAGGCUCCAUCUCAGACAUCGUGGGCCGCCGAUGGGUCGCAAUAGUUGGUGCCAUCUUCCUGAUUGUGGGCAUGAUUAUUUGCUCUACAGCCCAGACGAUGAACGUCUUCAUUGGCGGAAUGGUCUUCUCCGGCAUUGGCGCUGGAAUCAACGAACUCACCGCGCUCGCUGUCACUUCUGAGCUUGCGCCUACUAGUCAACGCGGCAAGUACGUUGCGGUGUUGAUCUUCACCAUCAUCCCCUUCUGCCCCUCGGUUCUUUGGGCACAACUGAUUGCAUCGCAUUCAAGUUGGCGCUGGAUAGGACUGUGGUGUGGCUUGUGGGCAUUCAUUGGACUGGCGCUUACAGUAGUAUUCUACCACCCACCGCCGCGAGUGAACAGCCUAGGCAUGAGCCGAAAGCAAGUACUGGCUGAAAUCGACUAUAUUGGUGGCCUGCUUUCCACCGGAGGCAUGAUUUGUUUCAUGGCCGGCAUGCAAUGGGGUGGCUACCAAUAUCCAUGGUCCAGCGCCCACGUCCUCGCACCUCUGAUCAUCGGCGCUGUCCUUAUCAUAGCCUUCGUGUUAUGGGAGAACUAUGGAGCAAAGCACCCAAUGUUUCCGAAAAGACUCCGCCAAGAGCCUCGCAUUCUCGGUUUGACUCUGGUCAUCACCUUCAUCUCGGGCGCCAAUUUCUUUUCGAUCUUGAUGUUCUGGCCGACGCAAGCCUUCAAUGUAUACGGUCAUGACCCAGUAGGCGUAGGAAUUCGCGGCAUUCCCGUUGGUUUCUCUAUUCUAGCUGGAGCUUGUAUCGUCCUGUGGCUGCUUUCAGUACUUCGGGGCCACAACAAGGAGCUUUUGAUCGCAUCCUCGAUACUUAUGACCGCCGGAUGCGGUGCUCUAUCUAUCGGAAGGGUUGACAAUUUGUAUCAACUCUGGGGUCUGUUAGUCCUGGCUGGACUUGGCAUCGGCGGAAUCGUCGUUCCAGCAUCGAUUAUAUCGACCAUCAUCUGUCCAGAUGAUCUGAUUGCGACCGUUGCAGCACUCACUUUGGCUAUUCGCGUCAUCGGUGGCUCGAUUGGCUACUGUGUAUACUACAAUGUCUUCAUUUCCAAGUUCGUCCCGGCAGCGACUCAUUACAUUGGCGGUACGAUGGUGACCAAGUUGAACAUCACAUCUCCCAAGAUCAUCGAAGAAGCUAUAGUAAUAACCGGAGCGUCGCUGCUACCGCUUCUGGAAGAACUUCCCGGAAUCAAAGGCGUUCCUGGUGCCUAUGAGAUGGUGGUCUUCGCUGGUCAGUUGGCAUACGCCGAAGCGUACAAAUAUGUGUACUACGUUAGUAUCGCUUUUGGAGGCGUUAGCAUCAUCGCAGCGUGCUUCUUGGGCGAUAUUUCUAAGUACAUGGACGACCACAUAGCUGUUCCGUACUGA